Monascus purpureus is the source of this 2541-nucleotide messenger RNA. The record is from the annotation of a GenBank genome assembly. Lineage: Eukaryota; Fungi; Ascomycota; Eurotiomycetes; Eurotiales; Aspergillaceae.
AUGACAGCUCCAGAGGCCACUCAGGCUCCAACUGCUAGUACUCCUGCUCCAUUGACUACAGAUCAAUGUGUUCAGGAAUAUGAGAAGAUUCUGAGAAUAAGUGAUGAAGUUUUUGCUGGAACCCAUCCAAGGUUGAAAGUUCCUCAGCAGUUUGUGCGCAAAGUCCCCCCUCGAAGUUCUCAGAAAGCGUCCAUCGCACCAGCUCAGGUAGCCACAUCUGGACCCUCGGGAGCUGUUUCAGAGAAAAAAUCGCAGCACGAAUCGGUGGCUACAGGCCCUGCGCCUUCGCAGGCUGCGUAUUCGGCCAAUGGCGCUGCUGUUGAAACCCCAACGACGGCCCCGACUUCUACUGCGCAUAUCGUUCCAAAGCCUACGUCAGAGAUUGACCCUAUUUUCUUGACAAAGUCGGAUGAUCUGGUGAGGGCAGAGUUGCAAUUACAACGACAGAGAGUGGAAAGAGUGUUGCGUGAACAGCUGGAACAGAAGAGGCUCGAGUCUCGAUACAAAGCUUCUCUUAUGGAUUCGAAGCCCGAUUUUGACGUCUCUGAUGUUUUGAAUAGGGCUCUUGAGAUUGUCAAACCCAUUGGCCCAGAUGACGUACACAAGCCCAAUGGAACUGCCCUACCUAGUGAUUCUCUUGACGGGAAUUCUUUCUACUCUAGUAGAGCUCCUGACUCUCCGCAGCAUCGCGAGCCGCAGAAGCCGUCUCCAGAGUCGGAGCGGCAUGCUCUUCCUUCAACCUCAGACGAAGUUGCCACUGACGUUCCAGUAGACCAGUACUCAGAUGAGUUGCGGCGUCUUGAAGCCCUUAACCCGAGUGGAUCGGACCAAGAGAUGCGGGACACUUUCUCCGUUGCUGACCAGCAUUUACCCCAUCAGAGACAGGCACAUGCUGGACAGGUCGACUCUUUCACAGAGCGGCCUCGUGCUGUCCAGCAACACGCGGAAGUUCUUGAAGAAUCUGAAUAUUCCCCGCCGGCCCCAGAUGUACCUCCAAUGGCGAAAGGAGAUAGCCGUGAGUAUCAUAAGGGACUGCCCAACAACGCAAGGCAGCGUGCACCUGGUCGAGGCCAUCGUACUCGCAGAUCGUUGUCGCCUGCGAGUGACGUGAGAAUUGUUCGGAACCAUAUAACAUCUCCUGCAGCUCCGCAGCCGUCUAGAGUAUCCCCAUUGGCCAUAUCUACGGGUCCGUCCUCACAGCAGCCCAGAUAUUCACGGCCGGAGUACACACGCCGGGAACCAGCUUCAGGCCGUGCCAGUCCCGAUAUUCCGGCUCAGCAGUUGAUGCCCAGGAAACGUAGACGUGUGCAUGAUGAGAGAGAUCACCCAGUCUUUUACAGAAGGCCAGCGGUUGACUCUUCUGGAACUUACAUUAAGGAAGAACCAGUGUCGCCGCCGCCGUUUGCCGAUACCCCUCCUGCCCCCAGAACCAGACCUGCCCCCGAGCGGCCGAUUUACAUUGACAUCGCGUCUCCACGAUAUACUCCUGUGGCGGAUAGAAGGGAAGCACCGGUGAGGGAGCCAGUAUAUGAAUAUGAUCCUUAUACACGUGCCCCAGAGAAUGAAAUUCACGUCGAACCUGCUAUCCCACGUGCAGUUUCCAGGGUUAGUACUAGAAGGCCUAUGCGCGAUGAUCAAGAUCUCCGAAGAGUCGCCAGUUUGAAUCAAUUAAGGCAGCCGGAGCUGUCUCGCGACUACGUUGACUAUCCUGCUCCGGGUUCUAUGCGCGCCUCGUCUUAUGCCGUGGUUGAACGUCCGGCGCCGGAGAGGGCCAGAUAUUACGAGGAACCAGCUCCAGUCUAUACCCGACGUUACAUUCCUGUGGAUGAGCCGUCGUUGCCCCCAAGAUACCGUGAGACGUACAUCGAGGAGGAACUUCCUGCUCCUAUCAUGGGCCCUCCACAACGUCGGAUUGUGGUAGACGAGCAUGGAAACCAGUACUACGAGACAGUGCAUGCGCCACCGAGACUCCAACCGGUGUCUCGUCCUGCCACUCAAAUCACGAAGCCUGAAGUUUACGACGAUCGCGUUCCCACCCGUGCCGCAAGUGUACGGGCCGCUUCAAUUGUGGAAGACGCAUACGGUGAAAGAAGAUACGUUCAGGAAAUGCCACCACCGCCUCCGCAAGUGACCUAUCGCCGUGCCGCCGACUAUACACAGCCUGCUCUAGGUGAACGACGUGGUUAUGCUCCAGCAAUCGAUGGACGAGAAGCGUUUCCUCGCAGUGCUAGUGUCCAAGUGGCAGAUUACCCUCGACGCACUGCGUACGUGGAAGAGCCCGAGGUCCCACGGGAAAGACUGGUACGGAUGUCCAGUGUGCGGCCCGUUCACACCAGGUACGACGAACCGCGGGAAGUUGGCGUCUACGUGGAUGAUGAUGCUCGACGACCGCGCGACUACGUUGAACGACCGGUAUAUGUUUCCACAACCCGGCCUAUGAGGGAGGAACGAUACUACGAGGACGGCAACCCCGAUCGUAUGGUUAUUGACGGGGGCAGACCUGACGUAGCACAAGCUCAGAGAGUUCCCCCACGCUACUGA